ACCACAUCCAUGACAGGAAACUAGAAUAAAUAUAUAAAAUGAACGACUGUAAGCGGUUUGAAGCAAAUAUUUUCAAUAAUGGAAAAUGCAAGAUUUGCUAUAAAUCCAAACAGAAUCAUUCAUCAGAAUCAAUUGAAAAUGCAAAGAUGAAUCGAAAAGUGACAGCAUGCGGAUUCCUGUAUGUUGCUCCACCGAAUCUCGACUUUUCAAUGCAAAGCCAUUCGGCAAAACGAUGGCAACGAAGAUGGUUCACAUUAUUUGAUUCUGGAGAUUUGACUUAUGCAAUUGAUAAUAGUAUGGAUACCCUUCCCCAAUUAAGUAUCGAUAUGUCACUGUGCUAUCGAGUAAGUGAAGCUCAUGCAAUAACUGGAAAUGCUCAUUCAAUACUUCUUGCAUUCAAUAAGACACGAGAAGAUCAGCCAUCAAUUAUUUAUAUAAAAGCUGAUACUACAGAAGAAAUCAGAUGGUGGCAGAAUGGAUUAAGCAAGUAUGCAAAUUCACAGAAUAUUACGAUUCGACCACCAAGAAGAGGAAUUGAUGAGCUUCCGAUGAGUGAAGAUAUAAUGAAAGAUGUACCAUCUUGCACAUCAUCUCGUUGUUCAUCUCCAGUUGAAAGAUUAGAAGUUGAUCGAAUGAUUGAAGGAAAAGAACUACGUGGAUCCGUUCGAAGUGUUAAACAACGAAGUAUUCGAGAUGAGAAAAAAGAUUUCGAAGAUCCAAUUGUAGCUCCAUCAGUUCUGCCAGCUACCUCAAAUGUUCUUAUAAAUGUGCCAGUUGACACGUGUCCAGUAUCCCCGUCUUGUCAAGAAGAACCAACUCCAACAAGUACAACGAAUUCAGCAACUACGCCAACAAUCUCAACAACUCCAACUCAAAAAUUAAAUAUUGAUAUGUCAAAUGUACAUACACUACGAAAAGGUUGGCUAAUGCUACGUGGAAAAUCGGAUAAUGAUUGGUGCAAGCAUUGGGUUGUGUUGGCUGGACUUCAAUUAAAACUAUAUAAAGAUGUUUGGGCUGAAGAUUCAACUGAACCAUUGUUAACUGUGGAUUUGUCACAAUGUGAAAAUGUAUAUCCAUCUGCCAGUGCAAGGAAUUAUGGAAUUGAAAUCAAGUGCCGCCGUACCCGAUACGUCCUUUCUGCAAUGACGCCUGGAAUUCGUGACUCUUGGGUUUCCGCUCUUCAACAAAACCGUCAUCAUCCGUCUCCAACAUUUACUGAGACAUUUUCAAAUGACGCGAACAGUUUGGCUGAUAGUUCUGAUAUUCUGGGACUUCCUGUGAAAAAGAAGCACAUUGCUUAUGUUGCUCCAGAAUCCCAUCAUUCAAAUUCCAUGAUGGAUGAGCACAGUUCAACAGAGCUCGAAGAUGACGAAGGAGGUCAUAACACAAAUACUGCAAGAAGGCGAAGAAGUCGUAGAAUGGGAAGUAGAACAUCUGAAAGUGCUGAUCCACGUGGAAGAGGACGCGGAGAAAGUUUGUCACCUUCUGUCAGGAGAAGUCCAGUUGCAAGAGUGAAAGAACGAAGAGCUGAUAUUAGGCAAAGGCAUGCGUCCAAUUCUUCUGCCGCAUCCCACCAAGAGAAACCAAGUAGGGAAGAAAUACAGAGACAAAUUGGAACUGCAAGCAGGAUAAGUAGUGAUGAGACACGAUUGAGAUCACUUGAACAACAGGUUGACAAUUUGAGAACUCAAUUGGAUGCUGCUAAAGAUGAUUCAGCACGACGAAAACGUGAUGCUAUAAAUCAAGAAAUCAAAGAACUCAGAAUAACUUUGAAAUCUUCAGAAGAUGAGCUACACAGAUAUAGGAAAGAAGUUGAUACUUUGAGAAGACAGAUUAGCCAGAAUUCACAGACUGUAACUCUUCAACGUGCAGUUCUUUCAACUCUUCGAACUCAAUUAUCUGCUCUUUCUUCACUUCUUCGUUCAAGCCUUUUCCUUGGAGCAGUUGAUCUUUUUGAUUCUCUUGAUAACAUUUUGGAUCGAAUUUCUGUUGAUUUGAAUCUUGAACAAACGGAAGACGUGCUACGAAAAACAGCUGAACUCUUUGAGAAAGUAUCAUCAGCAGUCACAAUUCCAUAUCUUUCUGAUUCUUGGACUAUGACUGAACCAGAAAAAGAGCCAAGAGAGAGGACACCGGAAGACGUAGUUGAAGAGACAAUCAGAGAAAUCAGAAGGAAUCAUACAUCGGAAGUUGAAUCAAUCAAAUCACAAUGUGAACAAAGACUUGCUGUUCUGAAAGAACGUGCUGAAAGAGAAGAAGGACGACGAAAAAAAUUACAAGAACAACUUGUUAUGGCAUCAACCAGAAGUGAUGAAUCAAUUAGUUCUGUAAAAACUUCAUUCUCACAAAUGCUCGCAGAGCAGAGAAAAACAUUUGAUGAAGAGUUGGAUUGUGUAAAAAAGGAACAUGAAGAGAGGUUAAUGGAGGAGAAACAUGCAACAAGAUUAGCUUUAGAAGCAGUCAGAAGAGCACAUGAAGAAGAAUUAAAGAAUGUGGCAGAGAAGAAUAAAACUGGAGAAGGAAAUCAUAUUGGAAGACAGAGUGAAAUCUUCGAUGAAAUGCGUGAGGAACUUAUCAAUGUAUGUGCUCUCUAUUCUGCAAAAUGCUUGGAAAAUUCUCAACUCGACGAGCAACUUUCAAACUUGAUCAGCGAAAAGGAAGCCAGUGUUGAAUUAUCGAUCGAAAACGACAAACUUCGAUCGGAAAUUGAUAGAAAAUCGAAAGAAAUUGGAGAUCUUCAAAGAAAAAUGAACAAUUAUGAGAAAUUGAGUCAGUCGAGAACAGGUUCAUGUAGUAGUAUUUCUAUGCCACGACCCCGAAGUGUUAGCCGGUACGACAGUCUCGCGCGCUCGUCGAGAAAAGCAGAAGAAAAGAAAUCGUCGCCAUGAUGUUCGUUUCCACAGUAAUCCCGUUGAAAUUCCACAAAACCUUAUCGAAGACGCCCGUCGAGCUCUCGAUGUUCCAGUUUCUGAACGACGGAAAUUUUUCGAGCAUAUUGCAGAGUACAGUACUCCCUUUUAGAUGUCUUUUAGUUGUUUCCUAACCCAAUUUUAAGUUUUAUUCGAUCAAAUCGUGUUUCUUCCCCAUCCUUUGUUGUAGUCAAUUACUAAUAUUUGAAUUCGCUCUCACUCCGGCUAACCAUAAUUUAUCUGUGAUAUUCGUGUAUUUUCUUCUUUUCUUAUAAUUUUUCAAUUGUUCUACUUGUUUCUAGAAAAUGUUUGUAUGUCUGGUGCUCAUAUGAAACGAUCGAGUACAAAUUAUAAAUU
This is a messenger RNA of Caenorhabditis elegans, 3266 nucleotides long. RefSeq names its product PH domain-containing protein (gene F10G8.8). The transcript is spliced from 15 exons. Lineage: Eukaryota; Metazoa; Nematoda; Chromadorea; Rhabditida; Rhabditidae. The record is from RefSeq and is marked reviewed. The coding region runs from base 39 to 2888 and encodes 949 amino acids.